AUGUUGACCUUCCUGAUUCUUGUGACUGUGGCCCUGGCCUCGGCUCACCAUUCUGGUGAGCACUUUGAAGGCGAGAAGGUGUUCCGUGUCUAUGUUGAAGAUGAAAAUCAUGUCAAGUUGAUCCAUGAGUUGGCCAGCACUAACCAGAUUGAUUUCUGGAAACCAGAUUCUGUCACACAAAUCAAACCUCACAGCACAGUUGACUUUCGUGCUAAAGCAGAAGAUAUUCUCACUGUGGAGGACUUUCUGGAACAGAAUGAGCUACCAUUUGAGGUAUUGAUUGGCAACCUGAGAUCUGCAGUGGAGGCUCAGUUUGAUAGCCAAGUCCGUGCAAGUGGGCACAGCUAUGAGAAGUACAACAACUGGGAAACGAUAGAGGCUUGGACUGAACAAGUUGCUACUGAGAAUCCAGACCUCAUCUCUCGCAGUACUAUCGGAACCACAUUUGAAGGGCGCCCUAUAUACCUCCUCAAGGUUGGCAAAGCUGGAACAAAUAAACCUGCCAUUUUUAUGGAUUGCGGUUUCCAUGCCAGAGAGUGGAUUUCCCCUGCAUUUUGCCAGUGGUUUGUGAGAGAGGCUGUUCGCACCUACAGACGUGAGAUCCGCAUGACAGAUCUUCUUGACAAGUUAGACUUUUAUGUCCUGCCCGUGUUCAACAUUGAUGGCUACGUCUACACCUGGACCAAGAACCGAAUGUGGAGAAAGACCCGCUCCAUCCAUGAUGGAAACUCCUGCGUUGGCACAGACCCCAACAGAAAUUUUGAUGCUGGUUGGUGCAAGACUGGAGCCUCACAAAGUCCUUGUGAUGAAACUUACUGUGGGCCAUAUGUAGAGUCUGAAAAAGAGACCAAGGCCCUGGUUGAUUUCAUCCAUAAGAACCUCGCUUCCAUCAAGGGGUAUCUGACAAUCCACUCAUACUCGCAGAUGAUGCUCUACCCUUACUCCUAUGCUUACAAGCUUACUGAUAACAAUGAGGAGUUGAACAACCUGGCUAAAGCUGCUGUGAAAGAACUCGCCUCACUGCACGGCACCAAGUACACAUAUGGCCCAGGCGCUUCAACAAUCUAUCCUGCUGCUGGAGGCUCUGAUGACUGGGCUUAUGACCAAGGAAUAAAAUAUUCCUUCACCUUUGAACUCCGGGAUAAAGGCACAUACGGCUUUGUCCUCCCUGAGUCCCAGAUCCAGCCAACCUGUGAGGAAACAUUGCUGGCAAUCAAGCACGUUGCCAACUACAUCCUAGAACAUCUGUACUAGUUGAGAAGGCGGAGAACCUUACUUCAAAGUGCUCACUCUUCAUUUCUUUUCUAACCUGAAUUCUUGUUUUUGUUUGCCUGGAGGUUUUCCAGAUCUCAGCCUUUCUUUUAAGCCUCUGGGUCUAUUAAACUACUUAGAUCUUUUA
Choloepus didactylus (southern two-toed sloth) is the source of this 1399-nucleotide messenger RNA. It is a transcript of the gene CPB1, whose product is annotated as carboxypeptidase B1. Gene Ontology annotation, biological process: proteolysis. Lineage: Eukaryota; Metazoa; Chordata; Mammalia; Pilosa; Megalonychidae. The coding region runs from base 1 to 1254 and encodes 417 amino acids. The transcript is spliced from 11 exons. Gene Ontology annotation, molecular function: metallocarboxypeptidase activity; zinc ion binding. The record is from RefSeq and is a predicted model, not a curated record.